Messenger RNA from Canis lupus familiaris (dog), 2881 nucleotides. It is a transcript of the gene MDFIC2, whose product is annotated as MyoD family inhibitor domain containing 2. The coding region runs from base 1 to 558 and encodes 185 amino acids. NCBI's taxonomy places the organism in Eukaryota, Metazoa, Chordata, Mammalia, Carnivora, Canidae. The transcript has 3 exons. The record is from RefSeq and is a predicted model, not a curated record.
AUGACCCAGACUGGUGAUGACCCAGACUCUAAUGUGGUUUCAUGGAAUGUUGCUCUGUCCUACACACCUCAAUAUUAUACGCAAGUCACAAAUGAAAAGCAUGCAGACGAGAAACCCAUUAACGCUAUCAUUAUAAAUUCAGUAUCCGAAUUCAAUAUCACAGAUGGACCAGCCAAGGAAACCCCCAGUGAGAAAAAACUGUCAGAAUCCAGCACAUCACUGUCCUCCCUUGAAGAAUGCCAAACGAAAUGUUCCUACCUCCAAACUGAUACUUCAGUUCAUCAGAGAGACACUGAUGAGGAGUGUGCCUCCCUUAUCCUCACCUGUCUGUUUUGCCAGUUUUGGGACUGUCUCCUGAUGCUCCCCGAUACGUGCGAAACGGUGUGUAUCAACACAUGCUGCCCCUCUCACAGGUAUCACCACACCUCGGAUGAAAGCCACUCUCGCAAUGAUCGCAACUGCAACUGUGACAUGGACUGCAGCCUUUUUGAAUCUUGCCACGAGACCAGCGAGUGUCUGGAGCUGGCCAUGGAGAUUUCAGAAAUCUGUUACCGCUAGCACAAUGAAGUCACCCACAUUCCAGCAGACCCCUUGGCCCCACGCAGAAAUUCCAUGACAGUAAGACCGAUUUCUAUGUGCCGAAAUGUAAGGACUGUACGUGUUUCUUGGAUGCUAUGGACCAUUUUGUUCUGCACCUGUCUGGCAAAGUAGUACCGUCAACUCUAUGGUCUUAUUCCAAAUUUCGUAACUGCAUGGCUCGCUGAAAAAUAAGAUCUUGAUCACAUGUGAUGAACAAAUCUUAAAUACCUCUUAAAUGCCAUAGGUACAAGGUGUUCCAUGACUGUAAAAAAGCAUGCUGAACCACUCUGUGUUAUUGCAUUCAUUGGCUUGCAUCAUGGAUCCAACUUCAUUCACAAAUUCAGGACAAAUUAGUGCAUUCUUUUAGAAUUGACAUACAUUAGCUCGUCUUUGUAAUGGACUCAUGCAUAAACAUUAUGCAUUGUUGGUUAUUAUUAAUAAUGUAUUGUAUAACAUCAUUUUGUAAUUAAAAAUUUAUUUAUACAGUCUCUUAAAAUUCACUUAUAUGUACAGUUUAGGUAGGAAAGGGAAUUAAAUGAAUUAGAAACCAUGUUCCUGUAAUUACAACAGAUGUCUCUAAGACAUCUCCAGUGAAUUUUGAAUAUGAUGUACUUCGAGAGAGUACUAUAAUUCUAGACCAUAUUAUUAUACGUCUAUGACUAUGUCAUAACAGGUUAUGCAUGUUCUUAAUUUGUUACAGAAACUCUCUUUAUUCCAAUGAGCAUAAAUGGGAAUUAUAUGCAAGUUUCAAGAAAUGACCCUAGAUAAUCAAUUCUUCAUUUUCCUCAUUUCUGUUUGUCAGGUACAAUAAGCAAUAGGAUAUUACAACAGAAUCAGUUCAUUUUACUAAACUAUCACUUAUAUAGGAACCAAAAAAAAAAUACAUGUCUAGGUACUUGCUCAGCACCGAGUUUCCUAAUAAAGCAUGUGCUUCAGAAGUCCUAUUUUUUUCCUUUCUGAUAAUUAAAGUAAUUCAUAAUUACACUGAGCACCUCCUCAUACAUACAAAAAAAUAUUUUAAAGAUGUGGUACAAACUUGGAAAGGGAUUUUGAACUCAAACAAAUUAAAACAAACCAUUUUGGAGGAAAACACAUCUAGGUUGAAGUUCUUUUAGAAUAUUCUUUCCUUUUAGUAGGCAUAGUAUUGCUCAUUAAUACUAUUAUUAAUACAAAUUAACAUGUGUUUAUAUAUUCCCAUGGAGAUGCCUUAAUAUAUCCAUUGAAUAUUAAAAAAACACCCUAUAUAUAUAUAGAUAUAUAGAUAUAUCUAUAUAUAUAACAAAAAAAAACCACAAAAGUGAAAUAAAGAGUAGAGGGAACUUUACACAAUCUAGUCAAACCACAAAAAAAUUCCAAAGUAUUUGCUUUUGGCCACCUUAGGUAAUUUCAGGCAAAAGCAACAUUUGUUUUGUUUCUAUAGUAAACUAGCACAUUUUUCUACUCUGCAAUAAAUUCCUCCAAACAUUGAAAACUAUUAAUCUUUAAAAACUGUGUUUAAGCUGCCUACAGAAAGAUAUCAAACUGUUCCUGUCUUGCUCUUGACAGCACAGUGCAUCCAGGGUCAAUAUGACCUCGUUCCUGUUUGACAAUCACCUUAUCCACAAACCACAGAGCAUGACAGUGCCCUACACUGUCUAGGAAACCCUUCCUUCUCUCUACUUUUCAGAAGUUCGAGGACAACUCUAUACUCUAUGCAUAGAACCUGCAGAUCGUUAGUGAGGAAAAGAAGUCGAUUCUUAGAACAGGAAGAGAACAUAGGACUGUUCCAAUCCAAUAUUCUCCUUCUCCAUAAGAGAAAAUGGAGGCCCAACUUAUCCAAGACCACACAGUGAGUUACUGGAAGUGUUAAGAACUCUAACUGGUGGUCUAAUUUUCUAACUACGCCGCACCACUUGUUGGUUCUGCACUUGUGAGCCCAGCUGGUACACAGUGGUACAACUGUUCCAAUGGUUCAAAUAUUAAAAUACUACCAGACUGACUCAUAAACAGUUGUUACCUUGUACCUCCUGAAUGUUUCCUCUAUGCCCCCCAGGCACCCUGGCCCCUCUCUAAGCACCCAUCCUACCUGCCCAUGGUCAGUCACUAAAAGACAACUGGCACUGCAGGAUCUCUGGAACCCUGUCCCAAUAAGAUGGUAGCUGGUGUCAUUGAUUAGGCCAUGUCAUAUUACUGUUAAAUAUUUUGACCAUCACCACUUUCUUCCUAGCCUACAUACCCUUAAAUAAUGCAAGAUUAUGCAUUUCAAAUAUGAAUCAAAUGCUUGUCAAUUAGAGACAUAAAAAUUGCCAGGUCUGAUUUUAUA